Penicillium mononematosum is the source of this 783-nucleotide messenger RNA. RefSeq lists its product as uncharacterized. The transcript has a single exon. NCBI's taxonomy places the organism in Eukaryota, Fungi, Ascomycota, Eurotiomycetes, Eurotiales, Aspergillaceae. The record is from RefSeq and is a predicted model, not a curated record. Bases 1 to 783 code for a protein of 260 amino acids.
AUGGAAGUCGCAGUCCCACUGGGAGGCGAUAUCCCAAAGCCAGCACCGAAGCAAUAUACAUCCCCAGCCAGCGUAUUCCUGAAAGAAGAAGUCUACCGACUCGGAUCAUUGCCAGGCCUGAGAUCCCUACCGCCAGGCCCAGAACGCGAUUUUCUCACCCUAUCAUGGGGACCUAUCGUCUACCGCACCUCAUACGCCCCCGAAACCAAACGUCUGCUCCCCGUGUUUAUGCGCUACCUCAACAGUUCCGUGGCCCGGGCGUUUCGCCGGACGUUGAUAGGCUCCGAUGAAGAAAUCGAAAUCCUCACAAACACAUAUUCAACCAAGAUUUUCAACUCGCGAGAAAUGUACGCCGAUAUGAAUGUGGAAGAGAUUCGACAGAUAUUCCACGAGUUUAAGGUGUCGCUCGGGUUACCAGAAACAGAGCUCCCGAGCAGACUGCGCAUAUGCUUGAUGCUAGAUGAUGGAGCGUUGUCGCACUUGAAAGGUGUUUUGGAUCUUUCCUCGAUGGCUGAGAGUGAUGCAAAUGUGGGUGGAUGCUGGGUGAAGGUUAUUGAGGAGAAUUUCCCGGAUUCGAGGAUUGGUGAUCACCCGCUUGCGGAACCCGGCAUGGAAUGUGUAUCUGACUCUCUUCGGGAACAGCGUGGGAGUUAUCAUGGGUGGACGACGGUGGCACUCGAUGCGUUAGUAGAGGUCUUUGAUGGGCUUCGGCAAAUGAAAUGCUUGAUUGACUAUCACCGGGAGGGAAAGGUGUACUUGGGAGAGGGGAAAUGGAGCCUUUAG